AUGGCAACUCUCCGAGGAAAAUUCAAAAGUAUAGGGAUUUCAUUGGAGACUGUUAAGCAGAAUACAGACUCAAACUGCGCACAGACGCGUGAGGCCCUUAUUAUGGGUAGUGAAUUCAAGACUAUCAAUGCCGAUCAUCUAGUUGAAGAGGAGGAAUUACCUGAUUACCGAGCUGAUCGAUUCUCCCCUGCUCGACUGGGUGAUGUUUUCCAGAAUCGCUAUCAAGUACUUGCGAAGCUCGGUUUUGUAUGUAUCUGUGGCAUUUAUGGGUUUAGAUGUUUUAUUAACUGCUUCAGAGCUCAUCAAUAUGUGGCGCUCAAAACAUAUGUAUAUACUUCAUUGGUUCAUCGUGAACUUCCCCUUGAUCGUCAUAUUGCUCGCCAUGUGUCCGGCAGUACACAUAGAGGACGACAGAAUAUCCGGAAGCUGUUAGACUCCUUUGAUGUUGUCGGUCCACAUAGCAAACAUGCCGUUCUCGUCUUCAAAGCAGCGCAGAUUAGUCUGCGUGACAUGAAAACGGUGUUCCAGCCCGGUGGAUUCGACGAAGAUUUCGUAAGGGGUGCAAUUAUUGAGCUUCUUGAGGCUCUAGAUUUUAUUUAUGCCGAAGGGGAAAUCGUUCAUACUGGUGCAGUGACUCUCCUCCACUAUCUUUCCUUGGUGAUCGACCCAGGACCUCAUGGCGGUGACAUUGUACCAUUGGAAUACCUAGCUCCAGAAACAUUACUUUACGUGGGAUGGAGUUGUCCCGUGGAUAUUUGGAGUGUUGGUCUGACGGCAUGGGAUCCAUGGGAUCCCUGGGAACCAAAGAGAUUAUUCACGGGGCGGGUAGACGAUCUUUACUGA
This is a messenger RNA of Talaromyces stipitatus ATCC 10500, 843 nucleotides long. Its product is annotated as protein kinase, putative. The transcript has 5 exons. The record is from RefSeq and is a predicted model, not a curated record. The coding region runs from base 1 to 843 and encodes 280 amino acids. NCBI's taxonomy places the organism in Eukaryota, Fungi, Ascomycota, Eurotiomycetes, Eurotiales, Trichocomaceae. Gene Ontology annotation, biological process: regulation of mRNA processing; protein phosphorylation; spliceosomal complex assembly. Gene Ontology annotation, molecular function: protein kinase activity; ATP binding.